Messenger RNA from Phytophthora nicotianae INRA-310, 1851 nucleotides. RefSeq lists its product as hypothetical. Lineage: Eukaryota; Oomycota; Peronosporomycetes; Peronosporales; Peronosporaceae. Gene Ontology annotation, cellular component: ubiquitin ligase complex; cytoplasm. Gene Ontology annotation, molecular function: ubiquitin protein ligase activity; ubiquitin conjugating enzyme binding; zinc ion binding. The transcript is spliced from 2 exons. The record is from RefSeq and is a predicted model, not a curated record. Bases 1 to 1851 code for a protein of 616 amino acids. Gene Ontology annotation, biological process: ubiquitin-dependent protein catabolic process; positive regulation of proteasomal ubiquitin-dependent protein catabolic process; protein polyubiquitination.
AUGCAAACCGCAGCUUCGACCAGUGAGCGUAUUACGUACCUGUCGGAUCUGUAUGACUCACUGCGCCAGCAGCAGUCCUUCUCCGGCGAAGAUGAGCGCAUGCGCUGGCGUUGGCGACUGCACCAACUACAGCGGCAGCAUAACCCCGAACAACAGGACGCACUUGCAACUUCACUAUUGACAGCUAUCGAGAAUCAGAUCUCGGCGCUACCAAUAGAGAGUGAUGGUCAUUCAUCACGAACGCGAGCGUCCUCCGCAACUGCAAAGCACUCCACAACGGUUCCCGAGUUCCAUCUCACAGUGGAGGACUCGGAUUCCGAGAUGUUGCCUCGACGAGGAUCCAUCCCGAUCAUGGAGAACGAGGUGCUGGCCACCAUGGAAGACACACGACGAGGCAGCUGGGAUCGGAUGUCCAGACUCGUGCGUGCCGCUUCCGGUCACACAUUAGGAGCGCUCACUCGCUCCAGCUUCCGAGAUCGCGGUAGAUCCAUGCCGCUGUCAAGGAUGAGCUUGAGCGAGCUCGACUCAGACGUCAGAGAUAGUGGAGAUGAGAUGUCGCUGGCUGUAGCUGCCUCUAGUCGAGCACCGGAGUCUGUUAGUGUUGAAGAGGAGAAGGAAAGUGACUUGAGCUUGAGCUCGAUGGCAUACAGGAGACAGGAUAGCAACAGCUUGAGCCACUCGGUGCCCAGUUUGCUGCGGUCGAUGGCUAGUUAUCUUGGUCUCUCAAUGGAGGAGACGUUCUUAUGUCAAAUCUGCUACGACUACGCAUCUGUGAAUACAUCGUACGGGCUUUCAGUAUGUGGACACACAUUCUGCGAGGCGUGUCUGAGGAAUUAUCUGGAGUUUAAGAUCAAAGAGGGUCAAGUGUACCCGAAGUGCUUUUUUGAAAAAUCGGAGGAUAAAGUUGCGUGCAAGGCGGAGAUCUCGGUGGAUGAUAUUCAAUCGCUCGUUUCGGACGAGAUCUGGCAGAAAUACAACAAGUUUAAGUUCAACAAGGAGCAUGAGCUGGCGCGACAGUGUCCGUAUUGCGACCACUCGCAGAUUUGUGCUGGCAGUGACCAUCCGGAAUGUGUGUGCGAGGCUUGCAACCGUGAGUUCUGCUUUGUGCACAGCAACGCUCAUCAAGGACGGACGUGUGCUGAAUACGACAAGAAAAUGAUCGCUGUGGAGAAGCUCAAUAACGCGUUGAUCAGUAAAAUUUCCAAGCCAUGUCCUGGGUGUCAGAACAAUGUGGAGAAGACUGGUGGUUGUAACCAGAUGAAAUGUGUCGUCUGCAAUACCAGCUUCUGCUGGAUCUGCCUUAAGGUUAUCGAUGAUACUGUAUUCCCCGAGCACUUCCAGUGGUGGAACGUUCGUGGCUGUGCAGGCAACCAAAUGGCGGAUAUUGAGGGCCAAGGAGCGACUCAAAAGGGUAUUGGCUUGGUGAUGAGGAUACUCUUCUUCGUGAUCUUCGGUCCGCCGGCGUUCGUUAUGGCUGUGGUGUUCAGCAUCAUGUGCUGCUUCUUUCUUCCUUGUACAGCUCACGCCCACCUCACAUUUCGACAAGCUUUCACAACGUGUUUCUGCGUAUCUGGAUACAUUCUGCUCGCUCCAAUCGUGUUGGUGUUGGGGCUUGCAGCUUUGGGUGUAUUCCUCGGUGGCGCCGCUGCGGGAGCUGCAGUUCUCGCGUGCGUCUCGCCUAUUGUUGCGAUACUGUUAUGCUUCCGACGGGAUACCGGGCGCUCGACUUCCAGCCAUCGAGCAUCAAGCUCACGUCGCUCUGGCCACGCUGAAACUCCAACAGCUCGUGAUAUCGAAGACACGAAUGAUCAAUCGCCCAGUGACCAAACGGUUUUUCGCGUUUCAACCUGA